AGCCUCCACAUGGCGUAUGUCAGGGAACAUGCUACUGAUAAUGGUUUAAAAGAUGAUGAGCCUUAGGCGCAAUUUGCAUUUUCAGGAACAUAUAGCGAUGGAGGGCAGGACGGUGUGUGACGACUGGAGACGCUUUCCACAUGUACGUUGAAUUUGGGGACAACGAAGAGGAAGAGCAGUCAAGCUGUUCUACAGGAACCGCCAUGGUGGCGCUGGAGGUGGUCUGCAGCCUGAUUGGCUGGUUCUGUCUCUACCUGCUGUUCUGCUGUACCUUCACUCACCGGGGGCCCGAGUGGAACUGUCGCCUGGUCACGUUGUCCCACGGGGUCCUCAUAGUGCUGUUGACAGCGUACGUCAUCUUCAUAGACGGCCCCUGGCCCCUCACGCAUGCAGGGUCAGAGAACACGGACCUCCAGAUCCUGGCUCUGGCCAUCUGCCUGGGCUACUUCUGCUUUGACAUCAGCUGGUGCGUCUGCUACCGCACAGAGGGCCCCGUGAUGCUGGCCCACCACGCUGCCAGCAUCCUGGGCAUCCUGCUGGCGCUGCUCCUGGGGGAGUCGGGCUGCGAGACCUGCGCAGUCGUCUUCGGCAGCGAGGUCACCAAUCCCCUGCUGCAGGCCCGCUGGUUCCUCCGCCGGCUGGAGCUGUACGACAGCCUGCUGGGCGACGCCGUGGACCUGCUCUUCAUCCUGCUGUUCGCCUGCGUGCGGGUGGGAGUCGGCACGCUGAUGUUUUACCGCGAGCUCACGUCCCCCAGGACGUCGGUGAUCAUGAAGCUGGGCGGCGUGGUCAUGUAUGGACUAGCCUGGCUGUUCAUGGUGGAUAUUGCCAGGUUUGGCUACAAGAAAAGCAUGGCCAAGUAUAAAAGGUGGAUAGAGAAUAACAAGGGUCAAAAACUGGAUGUACAUUCAAUGGUUUGUGGAACAACUGGCACUGAUUGAAUUCUGGUGUACUGUGUUCAUGUGUGCUUCUACAGCUUUAAAAGGUGCUAUGCUACAUAUUAUCAACCACAUCUUGGUUUGCUUUAAAGCUCCAAACAGGCGUGUUGUUUAAAUGCAGUGGCUGGAGACAUAACAAAUUAUAAUACAGUAAAACCACUAAAUCCACACAGAAGCAUUGUUAGUUAUUAACAACAGCCCAGGGACGGCUCUAAGGUGGAACCCAAAGACAACUUCGUAGGACUAAAUAUUAUCUUUUAUCUUUUUGUCAUCUGUCAAACUUCCAGGGCGAAGCGUCAGGCUGGGGUUCUUUCCUAUUGGAGUCACAUUUUCUUAUGAAUGCCUUGCUGUUUUAGGAAAUUACUGAGCCUGAACCACACCGAAAUUCACCUUCAAUGAAGUUUAGUCAGAAUUGAUCUCCACUUUUUCUACACUGCAUGAGCUUCCCAAGCUCUGGUAAACUCUGGGAAACUAAUUUUAAAUCCUGCUGCAUUCACUUUUAUAGAAGCACCACUAAAAGGUUUAUUUAAGUUGAAUAUUCAUUUCAGAAUGACUGCUCAUGAAUGUGUCCUCAAAGUCAGGUCUCCACCCAAGACCAACUGAAUCUACCUUUAACAACAUAAUAACUUUUGGCCUCUUCUUGAAAACCAGGCUUUUCGUUUUCCCUAAAUUAAUA
Messenger RNA from Betta splendens (Siamese fighting fish), 1614 nucleotides. It is a transcript of the gene tlcd5b, whose product is annotated as TLC domain containing 5b. Lineage: Eukaryota; Metazoa; Chordata; Actinopteri; Anabantiformes; Osphronemidae. The transcript has 3 exons. Gene Ontology annotation, cellular component: membrane. The coding region runs from base 141 to 941 and encodes 266 amino acids. The record is from RefSeq and is a predicted model, not a curated record.